Molecule: messenger RNA, 800 nt
Organism: Carlito syrichta (Philippine tarsier)
Lineage: Eukaryota; Metazoa; Chordata; Mammalia; Primates; Tarsiidae
Gene: IFT27
Product: intraflagellar transport 27
Exons: 7
Coding region: 129-689 (186 amino acids)
Biological process (GO): intraciliary transport
Cellular component (GO): Golgi apparatus
Molecular function (GO): GTP binding; GTPase activity
Source: RefSeq, a predicted model, not a curated record
AUCCCCACCCGGGCCCAGGCCUUGAGGUCAGCCCGCCCCGCUUCCCCGGCCCAGGGCCCGAAGCCCACCCACCAAAGCCUCUAACAGCCGCUCUUGCGCUCUCUGGUCCGUGCUAGUGGUUGGUUACCAUGGUGAAGCUGGCAGCCAAAUGCAUCCUGGCAGGAGACCCAACAGUGGGCAAGACUGCCCUGGCACAGAUCUUCCGCAGCGACGGCACCCAUUUCCAGAAGAGCUACACCCUGACAACAGGGGUGGAUUUGGUGGUGAAAACUGUGCCAGUUCCUGACACAGGUGACAGUGUGGAACUCUUCAUUUUUGACUCUGCUGGCAAGGAGCUGUUUUCUGAAAUGCUGGAUAAAUUGUGGGAGAGUCCCAAUGUCUUGUGUCUCGUCUAUGACGUGACUAGUGAGCAGUCGUUCACCAACUGCGGCAAAUGGCUGGAGAAGGCUCGGGCACAGGCUCCAGGUGGCUCCCUCCCAGGUGUUCUAGUGGGAAACAAGACAGACCUGGCCAGCCGACGAGCAGUGGACUCCGCAGAGGCCCGGGCGUGGGCACUGGGCCAAGGCCUGGAAUGUUUUGAAACAUCCGUGAAGGAGAUGGAAAACUGCGAAGCCCCUUUCCACUGCCUGGCCAAGCAGUUCUACCACCUGUACCGGGAGAAGGUGGACGUGUUCCACACACUGGUGUGAAGGGCCGGGUGGACGGUUCCACCGACGGUGCCGACCGGCAGUGAGAAGAUGGACUUGCCCCGGCACUUCCCUGUGCCAUGGCAGCUUGUAAUUAAAUGCAAACACAUAGAA